Molecule: messenger RNA, 1534 nt
Organism: Gaeumannomyces tritici R3-111a-1
Lineage: Eukaryota; Fungi; Ascomycota; Sordariomycetes; Magnaporthales; Magnaporthaceae
Exons: 1
Coding region: 407-1534 (375 amino acids)
Molecular function (GO): nickel cation binding
Source: RefSeq, a predicted model, not a curated record
GUAGGUCGGCGUUACCAAUAUUACCAAUAUUAGCAGUAUGCACCUAUCAAAUGACAUCUUGGUACCCACAGACAUGAAUCGACAACCGCAGCCCUGCUCAGCCACGAGAGUGACCUUUACUGCGCAUUCGCUCGUGACCAAGGUGCAUGGAUAUUCCUACUCAUACACUACAUGAUGCCGGUCUCCGCGGGUCGUUGCGUCCAGCCUUUUUUGUCUCAUGCGUUUAAGCCCCUGUUCUGUCCAACUCUCCCCCCUUUUUUUCCUGCCAGCUACACCGAGAGAACAAGUUGGCCAGGGCAAACACGGCAGACCAUCCUGCCGAGCCUAAUCCUACACAGCACAAGCCUCGUAACACCCGAACCUACGAGCAAGCCCACGCAACGCACAUGCGCCCGCCGAGAUAAUAAUGCAAGUCACCGCCGCCGCCGCCGCCGCCAUGACGCAGCCGCCGCCGCCGCCCACCUUCCCCAUCUCCACCUCGGCCCCCGGCGAGGGCGCCAUCGUGGCGAGGACGCUGCCCAACGGCGCCACGGGCCUGGAGAAGAUGACGUACCAGUACCCGCUCAAGCUCAUCUCGCCGCCGCGGCCGGCCGAGCGGCCCAGCGCCCUCGUCUUCCUGCUCUCGUACGGCGGCGGCCUGGUGGCCGGCGACCGCGUCAACCUCAGCGUCGACGUCGGGCCCGGCGCCCGCCUCAGCCUGGUGACGCAGGGCCACACAAAGGUCUUCAAGGCCCCGCCCCUCCCCUCGGCCCCGGGCGUCGAGACGACGCGCCAGCGAAUGCGCGCCCGCGUCGCCGGCGCCGGCGCGGGGCUCUGCCUGCUCCCGGACCCCGUCCAGCCCUUCGCCGACAGCAUCUACGAGCAGGAGCAGGCCUUCUGCCUCGCCCCCGGCGCGUCCCUGUGCCUGCUGGACUGGGUCACCCAGGGCCGCGCCGCCCGCGGCGAGGACUGGGAUUUUGCCCGCUGGGUCGGCCGGAACGAGGUCUGGGCCGUCACCGAGGCCGCCGCCGCCGCCGCCGCCGAGCCCUUUGCCCCCUUCUCGUCCGGUAUCGGCGACGGCGACGACGACAACCAAGACAGGAGGCUACUGGUGAGGGACGCCAUCGUCCUGGACCGCCAGGGCGCCGCCGCCUACGCGGGGACGCUGAGCGACACGAUGCACGGCCACGGCGUCUUCGGCUCCCUCGUGCUCCGGGGCCCGCUGACGCGGUCGCUCGGCGAGUUCUUCAUGGCCGAGUUCGCCGCGCUGCCGCGGAUCGGGGCGCGGGACUUUGGGGGAGGAGGAGGCGAUGGGGACGGGGACGGGGACGGGGACGGGGACGACGACCCGCUCGCGGCCUGGCGCGCCGAGAGGCUGGCCCUGGAGCGGCAGCACAGUGUCCUCUGGACGGCGGCGGCCGUGCGGGGCUGCGUCGUGGUCAAGUUCGGCGCGGCCGAGGUCGAGGGCGGCCGGCUCUGGGUCGGCGCCAUGCUCGCGCGCGAGGGGAGCGUGGAGCGCAACUUUGGCAAGGACUCGAUGAUGUGCGUCCGCUAG